AUGGAAGAGGGAAGGAGAUCUGGUGACCCAUCUGGGUAUAUAAUGAAGAAUAGGAGCUCUUCAGGUUGUUUGAUUGUGAGAAAGAAAGGCAAUGAUGGUGCGGGAGGAGUGGGGUCUUCUGGUUCACAUAAGGUUUUUGAGUCAAAGAAAGAGAAAAGGAGGCUCAGGGUAGAAUAUAGUGAUUCAGGGUCUAGCGAUGAGUUGUUAAUGCCACCGCGUAGAAGGGUAGGUCCUGAAACAUUGAGGGUGUGCAAUGGUUUGAGUGGUUAUGAAGAGAGAGAUAUUGGUAGGAAGAGAAGCAGGGGGAGAGUAUUAGGCGUAAUGAGGAAUGGGGAGGAUUUGGGUGAAAGGAAGAGGAAUAAGUUGGAUGUGUUUGAGUUUGAUGAGUAUGAUGGGAAUGAUGUGGAAAUGUUGAGGAGGCAGCAGUUUGAUGAUGGUGGAAUGGAAGGAAGGAGGUAUUUUGGGUCGAUGAUGGCAGGGAGAAGUGGCAUUGCGAGGAAAUACGAGUCAGGGUCCAGUAGGCAUGCUGUUGUAGAUAGAAGAAAGAGUUCGUAUUUUGAGAGGUCAGGUGGGUUAAGUCAGGGAGGAGACAGAGGUGGAGAUCGGUCAUCCAUGUCAUUUUUUAGGGAUAAUUAUGAAUCUGAUGAACCCAUUAGGGUUCAGGGGAAAAAUGGUGUUUUAAAGGUGAUGGUCAACAAGAAAAAGAAGGUCGGUGGGCCUUUGAAUAGUUAUGAUCGUUUGGAAGCUGAGGAAAACAGAAAGGGUGUGAGAACAGCAGAUACUGUCAAGAGGAAUGUUCUAAUCCGUCCUCCAGUCUACUCUGAUCCUAAAAUUGUUGACAAAGCUGGUUCAGUUUCUAGGACAGAGAAGAAUGAGAUGAAUAUGAAGAAAUCGGUGCCAACUAAGAAUGGUAAAGUCAGUGAUGGGGAUUCAGAAGACAGUGAGACAUUGUUGAAGUUGGGGCCUAAGAAAGUGGAAGCUCUUAAUCUUAUGAAGACACCAUUGUCAACGAAGAAAAGCAAGGACCGUGAUAUGGAUUCUGAUGACAGUGAGACAUCUUUAAAGCUGGGACAAAAGAAUGUGGGGGCUCGUAAAUCUGUGAAGGGGACAAGUAGUGGAGGUGAAAAAACCCCUUACAGCCAACUCCCAGAAGCUAGAAUCAAAGAAGGGAAAGUUAAGCGAGGUAGUGGCACAGAAAAACAGAAGUUGCGCGAACGUAUACGGGAGAUGCUUCUGAAUUCAGGCUGGACAAUAGACUACAGGCCUAGAAGGAACAGAGACUACCUGGAUGCAGUUUAUAUAAAUCCUACUGGGACAGCUUACUGGUCCAUCAUCAAGGCAUAUGAUGCACUUCUAAAGCAAUUAGAAGAGGAUGAGGCAAGAUCCAGGGCUGAUGGUUCUCCAUUUACACCUUUGUCAGACGAGGUGCUCAGUCAACUAACAAGGAAGACAAAAAAGAAGAUUGAGAAAGAAAUGAAAAGGAAGAAAAGAGAAGCCAGCGAGAGUGAGGAUGCAAGAGAAACUGCUACAAGAAAGUCUUCAAGUAUCAGGUAUGAUGAAGAGAGCCUGGACAGUGGUAGCCGUGAAGAGAAACUAAGUUCCUUUCUAAAGCAUGGCGGUAAGUCAUUGAAGAGCAGAAUAAGUGGCAAUGGUUCUGUCGGUAUAAACUCAAAAGGUGAGAGUUCCACACAUCAUUUACAUGACAGCAUUGAGAAACCAUCAUCUGGGUCCAAUUCUCAUCAGGGAAGAAAAAGUAGAAAACUCGGCAGAUGUACUUUAUUGGUACGAAACUCUAAUGAGGGUACAAACUCGGAUAGUGAUGGUUUUGUUCCAUAUACUGGAAAGCGGACGCUCCUUUCUUGGUUGAUUGACUGUGGAACUGUGCAGUUGAGUGAAAAGGUGCGCUACAUGAAUCGUCGACGAACAAAAGUAAUGCUGGAAGGGUGGGUUACAAGAGAUGGAAUUCAUUGUGGUUGCUGUAGCAAAAUCCUCACAGUUUCAAAGUUUGAGAUCCAUGCAGGAAGCAAACUGCGCCAGCCAUUUCAAAAUAUAUAUCUAGAAUCUGGUGUUUCUCUUUUGGACUGCCAGAUUGAAGCAAUGAAUAGGCAGGAGUCAGUUAAACGCCUUGGUUUUCAAGCUGUGGACGUUGAUGGUAGCGAUCCAAAUGAUGAUACAUGUGGCCUCUGUGGAGAUGGUGGGGAUUUGAUAUGUUGUGAUGGCUGUCCUUCAACAUUUCAUCAGAGCUGCUUAGAUAUAAAGGCUCAUUCUUUUGCCAACUAUUAUGGUCAGAACGCUCGAGUAUCCUCAGUGGUUGUGCACCCAGAAAUGGCCCUCUUGAAAUCAUCGAGUGAUAAAAAUGUUCGGGCAGAUGAUAAAGCUGUCUCCAAGCUUCUCACGUAUCACAUAUCUUGCAUGCAGGAGAUUGACACUCUUUCCAUUGAUACCAAUAGUUCAGUCACUAGCUUUUGUGGGAAGAAAUGCAGAGAGCUUUUUGAGCAGUUGCAAAAAUAUCUUGGUGUUAAACAUGAACUAGAAGCAGGGUUUUCUUGGUCUCUAAUUCAUAGAACAGAUGUGGAUUCAGACACCUCUCUCCAAGGACUUCCUCAAAGGGUGGAGUGCAAUUCAAAGCUGGCUGUUUCUCUGUCUGUCAUGGAUGAGUGCUUUUUGCCAAUUGUUGAUCGGAGGAGUGGGAUCAAUUUAAUUGAGAAUGUUCUCUACAACUGUGGAUCAAACUUUUACCGGCUGAAUUUUGGUGGCUUUUAUGCUGUUAUUCUGGAGAGGGGUGAUGAAAUAAUUUGUGCAGCAUCCAUCAGGUUCCAUGGAACUCAGUUGGCAGAAAUGCCAUUCAUUGGGACUCGUCAUAUGUAUAGGCGUCAAGGGAUGUGCCGUCGGCUUUUUUAUGCUAUUGAAUCGACACUCUGCUCUCUGAAGGUUGAGAAACUGAUUAUUCCUGCAAUUUCUGAACUAAUGCAUACAUGGACAGAGGUUUUUGGUUUCACUACUCUUGAUGAAUCACUCAAGCAAGAAUUGAAGUCUAUGAAUAUGUUGGUGUUCCCUGGUAUAGACAUGUUACAGAAGCAGCUAGGGCAAGAAAAUAUUGAUGGAAAGAGGAUUACCAGCAUAGGUGCAAAUCAGAUGGAGUUUGAAGACAGUGAAUGUCUUAAAACUGAAUUAGCAAAUAAAUCUGAUGCAGAUUCUCCAUCUGAGCAUGAGCCUCGUAAUUGUGACAAUGGUAGUUUGAAACGUUCCAUUGGGAAAUAUGAAGUGGCUAGUCCAAGUUCUGAUUCCCAAUGCCCUGACAUUUCCUUGAACGAUGUCUCUACAAUGAAUAAUUCUUUAGAUGCAUCUUAUGGACUGCAAAGUGCAGCGUCACUUAAGGAGACCUUACAGACAGAUUCUGAAUCAGAAGACAAGUUGGCUGAAUCUUUUGUGGAUAAGAAAAGUGAAUGCAUCUCCAAGACAACUCAUGAUGUACCUGAGAUGGUUAAAUCCAAAUCAAAUUCUCCUGUUGAAGAUAUCUCCGAGACUUGUAGCAAGGGAGAAACAGUAGCUAUGGAUUCAGAUACCCAAAUCCCAGGUGCUUCCUUGGACGAUGCCUCCAUGAUGAACGGUUCUUUAGAUGCCUCUUGUGAACUUAAUAAUGCAGUUCCUUUUGAUGGGACUUCAUGUACUGAUUCUGAAUCAGGUGGCAAGAUACACCAAUCUUGUAGAGAAGGUGAAGUCAAUCAUGUCAAUGCGUUAAAUCUGGAUGUGUCUGUUUCUGAGGAGCUUACAACUUCAAAAUUGGUUGAAGAGAGUGAAUGUGCUUCUCAAUCAGAGGACAAGUUUGUGAAACUAACAUUGAAGAUGGAAACUAAGCCCGUAUCAGAUUCCUCUGUUGAAAACAAUAACAUGUCUUGUAAUGAAGGUUAUUUGGAUGAUGCUCUUACGGCAAGUGUCGAUAUGGCAACUCUUGAAGCUGUCCCUUCCGUAGAGAAGAAAACUGCAGAAAACUUUGCCGAGAAGAUUAAUGAGAUUUCAGGUAUAUCAGUUUCUAGAUUCAGUGGUGCUGAUGAGAAUAACAUGCAACUUGACACUGAUCCAAAUAGUGAAAUUUUCCAUGAGAAGGGAAUCAAAUUAGAUGUGCUGCUAGAGGCUGUUCCUGAUGCAGCACAUUUUGGAGGAGUUGCUUCACAUAUGCGUGAGGAGAGUUCUGGGAUUGACCCGAGUAAAGGGAAAACUGAAUCUGUCUAA
This is a messenger RNA of Dovyalis caffra, 4233 nucleotides long. The record is from the annotation of a GenBank genome assembly. NCBI's taxonomy places the organism in Eukaryota, Viridiplantae, Streptophyta, Magnoliopsida, Malpighiales, Salicaceae.